Molecule: messenger RNA, 5476 nt
Organism: Dendroctonus ponderosae (mountain pine beetle)
Lineage: Eukaryota; Metazoa; Arthropoda; Insecta; Coleoptera; Curculionidae
Gene: SK
Product: small conductance calcium-activated potassium channel protein
Exons: 14
Coding region: 218-2662 (814 amino acids)
Biological process (GO): potassium ion transmembrane transport
Cellular component (GO): neuron projection; plasma membrane; neuronal cell body
Molecular function (GO): small conductance calcium-activated potassium channel activity; calmodulin binding
Source: RefSeq, a predicted model, not a curated record
AAUUGUGAGAGAGUGUAAAGUUGAUGUCGCCGGCAAAACUAAUCGUAUUUUCUUGAAAAUAAGCGGUUUCCGAAAAAUUUUAUGACAACUCUCUGAAAUGCUUCACUCAUUUUCAGUGCCUCUCCAAUGCCUUCCUCGGGGGAGCGUGACCUUCUUUGCCUUAAUUUUCAUCAUGAAUAAAGGUCGUAAAUUAGGCUAGGCCCCAGGGCUCUACAGAAUGAGUAGUCAGGAUGAAACAGCAAGCCUAUUAGUGGGCCAGCCCUCAUUGACCAGCGCCUCCUCACCAGCCAACUGCUCAAAACCGGUUUUGAUGCGACAAGAAUGCACUACGUUUCUGGUUUCAUCGCAACAUCCUCAACUCUCCGUAUUUUCUGAUAGUGAGGAAGACGGCUCGUUGUGUUUAGAAGAGAACAGCACGAGGUCGGUGCCUGAUAUUGAGCUACACUGUAGACUAGACGUGAAAGGAUGCAAACAAAAUCUUACAUCGCACCCUGCGCGAAAUCGCAGCUCAUCAAAUGCCUUCCAGCUAGCACCGUAUUCUUCGGCAGCAUCGAGAGGGAUUCUGGAAAGAAGAACAUCAACCACUCCAGCAUCGACGUUAAAAAUUGGUCGAUCUGUAUCAAGGGAAAGCAUUCGGUCGAUCCAUCACUGUACAUGCCCUUGCCUCAAUGCUCCGGUAUCGUGCAGUUCAUGUCCAGUCGCUCCUGCGGCAAUAGUGACUACUUUACCAGGCUCCAGGAUAAUCCGACAAAGUUCCCAACCUGAAGCAUCGGCUGCCCCCUGCUGUGGGGCCAGCUGUGUCCUUCAUGUGGGGGCGGCCCAUCCAUCCACUUCUCUUAGACAGCUAAGAGACCAUGAAUCUGGAGGCAUAGCGGGAAUAGCGGCUGAUUCUCUAAGAAUCAACGGUGCUAUGCGAAAUUUUCGGCAGGGUUCUGGCAUGCUGUCUUCUUCUCAAACAAUGGCGCAAGCGCGAAGAACGAGGCUCAAGCGCGCCCUUACAGAAGUGUCCAGCGAUACAGUGUCCUAUGUAAAAACGUUGAGAAAACCAGUUUCGACCCUUUCCAUCCCAGGGGCGGUGAAGAACUCCAGCAGGGACUCAACGGGAGGAGGGGGCAAGAUGCAACAAGAGGAGGGUGCUGGAGUAGCCUUGGUUGGACAUGUAGACUAUCCAAGGUUUAUGGAAGAUCGUACCAUAGGUACUGCCUACAAAGGGCCAUCAUCAGGUAGCCUCAAGCACAAGCCCAAUGUGGGCUAUCGAUUAGGAAGGCGUAAAGCUCUCUUUGAAAAAAGAAAGAGGAUAAGUGAUUAUGCGUUAGUGAUGGGAAUGUUUGGAAUUAUUGUGAUGGUUAUAGAAAAUGAACUUUCAAGUGCCGGAGUUUAUCGUAAGGAUGAAUUCUACUCAAUUGCGCUCAAAACCUUGAUAUCUGUAUCGACUGUGAUUCUCUUAGGCCUCAUUGUAGCCUACCACGCUUUAGAAGUACAGCUCUUCAUGAUAGACAAUUGUGCGGAUGAUUGGCGAAUAGCGAUGACGUGGCAACGAAUUUGCCAAAUAUCCAUGGAGUUAUUAAUAUGUGCAGUGCAUCCAAUUCCGGGGCAUUACAGAUUUGUGUGGACAACGAAACUAGCAAAUAAGCAAAACGGUGGAAUCGGGUCAAAGUGUGUGCCAUACGACGUUCCCUUAUCAUUGCCAAUGUUCCUUAGGCUAUACUUAAUUUGCAGAGUGAUGUUAUUGCAUAGUAAACUUUUUACGGACGCCUCUUCGCGUAGUAUCGGUGCAUUAAAUCGAAUUAACUUUAACACUCGUUUUGUGCUCAAAACUUUGAUGACCAUCUGCCCUGGAACUGUGCUUCUCGUGUUUAUGGUAUCGUUGUGGAUCAUCGCCAGCUGGACUUUAAGGCAAUGCGAAAGGUUUCAUGACGAAGAACACGCAAAUCUGCUAAACGCCAUGUGGUUAAUAGCCAUCACUUUUCUCAGUGUGGGGUUUGGAGACAUUGUUCCAAACACAUAUUGCGGAAGGGGAAUAGCAGUGAGCACGGGAAUUAUGGGUGCCGGAUGUACAGCGUUAUUAGUUGCAGUAGUUUCUAGAAAAUUGGAACUGACAAGAGCCGAAAAGCAUGUCCAUAAUUUUAUGAUGGACACCCAGUUAACCAAACGGCUUAAAAACGCAGCAGCAAAUGUUUUAAGGGAAACAUGGCUGAUAUACAAACAUACAAGGCUAGUGAAAAGAGUCAACCCUGGUAGAGUUAGAACACACCAGAGGAAAUUUUUACUUGCAAUAUAUGCAUUACGGAAAGUUAAAAUGGACCAACGCAAGCUUAUGGAUAACGCCAAUACCAUAACCGACAUGGCUAAGACCCAAAAUACAGUUUACGAAAUUGUAUCGGACAUGAGUACAAGACAGGACACUUUAGAAGAUAGGCUUACAAAUGUGGAGGAAAAGCUAACGGCGUUGCAUGAUCAGUUGGACCUGCUUCCAGAUUUAAUUGCUUCUAGAAUUCAAACGCAGCAAGAGAAAAUCGAACAAAGACGUAACUUCCUGCAUCCAGAGUCGGCAGCAAGUCUGCAACAAGCAAGAAGCGUGCCUCCUGCUUGUCCCUGGCCGGGCCCUGCUGCAAUGUCAAAUGCAAGUCGCCCGGCCACAUCAACAGCAACACAAAGCUAGGGAUAAGCCAACUAUUGUAGUAUUUGUUAAGGACUUUUUAUAGAAAGGGCGACAUUUUAAUUUAAAAUUUUAUCAGAUUGGGCGACGCAAAUAAAUUGAUCUGGAUUGCUAAUCAACCAACGGAAUUCCUUCAAAUUGGAUAAUAAAUUAUCCUUUCCAAUCAUAAGACGCUCCAAAGCUGCCCGUCAUCUAGAUCAACUUAUAGCUGUUAGCUGCUGAUGAUCAAAUAGAAAUUAGACCUAGAAAAUCUAGUGCCUUUUUACUUGCUCCUCGAUUUUUUUAAAUUAGCUGUCCUUCAUUAGAAAGUCCUAGUAGAUACUAUGAUAAGUGUUUGGCCAAAUUAACGAUGGUUGGUACAUAAAUGUUUGGAAAAGGGCUAGUAAUGCAGCUAAAUAUUUUAUCCCUAUUUGCAUUAUUUAGUGUAGAUAAACGAAAGCCAGCGUUGGAAUAUAUCAACCAUUUAAAUAUAAUAUAUAUUAUUAUGUAGAACUAUGAUUAGCACAAUUUAGCAGUAUUGCUGGCCGUUUUAUGGAACAUUCUCGAAUUCCUAAAAUAGAACCCUCAAAUAUAUUGUAUAGUAUAAUAUACAGGCAUAUACCAUUCUGCACCUUCAAACGUUUGUAAAUACAAAAUAAUGUUAUCCCCUAGAUUUUAAAACUCCAAAAGACUUUGUAAAAAUUCCCGUUUUAUCUUCUGUUUCGGAAAGUCUUACAUUGCAUAAGGACAGUAUUAAAUUGCUAUUUAUAUCAUAGGAUUCAUAGUUUGAAUAUUAUACAAAAUCAUUUUAAAUGUGGGGUACUGUAAUCACAUUUCGUAAGCAACAGAAUAAUUUUCUGAUAGUGUCGCCGAUGAAUUUUCAUACUCGCACUCGAAUGCCAUAUUUUUUUCUGAGCUCUCUCAGAGUGAAACUCAGCCAUUAUUUCUGUUCUCUCAAAGGUUUCUCGUUUAUAUACAUAUAUGGAGUUACAUAGAACUUCCACAUUGGAAAGAAAUCUGAUUAUAGUAACCGAUUUUCACCAUUUGGUCUCCUCUAGCGGAAAAUUAACUAUGUAAAUAUACAUCCAAGUACAUGCUCAGCUUUCAUGACUUCUGAAGUAUUGCAAUGAUAUACUUCCCACUUUAGGCAGUGAUAGCACGUCAUGAGACCAAUAUCAGUUUAAAGUUGUGUGAGCAAGCAGAGAGUUAAUUUAUCUAGAAAUGGUGAAAUGUUAGGAACCAUAUAAGUGCACUCAUUAUGGUAGUGAUAACUUGUUAAAAAUCACAGUGAGUAGUAUAGCCUGUAUUGCUUUUCGACGUAACGCAAAGUACCUACACUAUUACGAAUGUGAGUUUUGAUACAAACUGACUUCUAACCAGUGGUAAACCAAAGAACGACCAAAACCGUCUGGACAAUACCAGAAAUUGAGGGCGAGCGGCGUGUCGCGCAUUACAACUAACGUUUUUGCGAUAUAUUUUUCACGAAUCCUUCCAGAUUGUUUAUAAACUUGUAAAAUAUGUAAAUGUUAAUUUACCACAGUUUUCAAAUACAUUUCACUGAGGGUUAAUGGAACCAAAUCUAGAAGGUAAACCAGAAAUAAGUAUUGAAAUCAGCAUAGUGUCGUAAUGAUAAAAAUAUUUUUAGGCGAAGGGCGAAAAACCAUAGUACUUUUCACACCUUCAUAAAAGUCGAAUAGUAGUGGGAAUGGAGAGUUACCUGCAUCUUUGAACGAAUUAGUGUAUAUAAUACUUAAGUAAUCAUCACAUAUUUUGUACAACUUGCAACGAAUAGACGACCAACUAAUUCAUUAUUAUUAAUGUGCAUUUCCAUCAAUAAAUAUUGCGGGUAAUAAGCAGAUAUUUUGGAGCACAUGCAAACCAGAAAAUCAACCCGUCGCGUCGUUUUUCAACUUUCAUCCAAGUCUAUUUUCCUAUUGGGGGUUUUUCAAGAAACCCACACUCCCAUUGCCCUAGGAGGUUAUACAUAUACAUUUUUGUACAUAUGCCUGAAUCUAGUCCUCAAAAGCUUUAAUACCCUUAACUGUGUAAAACAUUAUACAACUUAAUGAACAAGCGAAGCAAAGUGAAGCGAAGAGAAGCGAAUCAACUCUUACUACGACGAAGUAACCUUUAGUUUUCCAGUACUAUUCGCGCGAUAAAAUUUAAUAAAAACAUAGUGUUACGAUUAAAUAUAUCCUGUAUUUCCAGAACGUUUUAUAAGCAACUGUUUCAGUACUGUAAAAUAAUAAUAAGGGACCGCCAUUUCCAUACAGCCUUAUAGAUGCUUAUCCAGAGUUCUUUAAAAGUUAACUAAUUAACUAGAGGCUCGCUUCAGUGAUUUGUGAAAAGUCGUUAUUUUAGGAAAGAAAUGUAUCUUGUAAGGGUGUAGUUGUUUUAAUUGCGUAUUAUUAUCAGGCAUCAAGCACCAAUGAACUGAUAAGUGAAAACAUUGUUCAUUAACGCAGCGUAAAACAACUACAAGUUCAACCAUGUAGACUAUACAAGCGAUAAGUAUCGGGAUAAAAAAAACACAAAGUAGAGUAAAAGCUGACUAAUAAUGUUAAUCAGUGGACAUAUACUGGUGUGAUAUAGUGGAUGGUGCACCCUAAAGCAUUAGGUAUAUAUUUCAGAGGUCCAAAUUGUUAGAGUUUUCUGCAAUUUCACAAGUUUUAUAACCAUUUAAUUUAAGUAAAUAUAACUAUUACUAUACAAGACCUAACAUAAUAUCUGCAGAGGUAGCCUGUUUUGAAUUCCCUAGCGUUGUUAUAUAUUUUGAAAGAAGAUAAUGCAGUUUCAUGUUAUCCAAUUCAACGAAUAAACUAAUAGUUUCAUAGAAAA